UUGUAGAAAUAGAAUUGCAAGUGCGAGCAGAGCUGCGUCGAGUUUGCAAUUCCGGAGCAGUGAUUCUCAAGCCACUGACUGAAGGAAGUUUCUUCUUUGAAUUUUCUUCAGGAAAUCUGUGAAUCGGUCAAUGUUACGGAUGAAUGUUUUCAUAGAAUGAGCUUUGUGAAAGAUAUCAUCGACAAUUUUAGUUCGAUCUUCUCCGAUUCGGGACAGACUGAAAAGAACCCUAGCACCACAGGCAUCGGAGCGAUGGACGGGGACGGCGGUGUUUCGACUGGGAAUGAGCGGACCGCGUAUAAGCUUAAAGGGUACUUUGAUUUGGCCAAAGAGGAAAUCGCUAAGGCUGUCCGCGCCGAGGAGUGGGGGUUACCUGACGAUGCCGUUUUUUGUUACCAAAAUGCGCAGAGGAUACUGAGUGAAGCGGUUUCCACUCCAGUGCCUUCUUACAUCACCUCUAGUGAAAUGGAGAAGGUGAAAUCUUACCGGCAGAAAAUUUCAAAAUGGCAGGGCCAAGUAGCAGAGAGACUGCAAACUUUAACUCGAAGAACAGGUGGGUCAUCAGAAAUCAAGAGUACAUCACCAAAGUCGCAAACUGGGGUAGUAGUUUCAUCUUCAGCUUCACAUCCAAGGAAAGUGGCAGCACAAAAAGUUUCUGUUAGUAGCAGAACUGGUCCUGCUCUGAGGAGCCAAGGGAAUAAUGCUCCAACAUUGCAAAAACCUGCUCAGCGAUCUGGUGGUGGUCAUGAUGAUAAACUGGUAGAGAUGAUAAACUCUGUGAUUGUUGAUCGUAGCCCUUCAGUUAAAUGGGACGACAUUGCUGGUCUUGAGAUGGCAAAACAAGCAUUGACAGAAAUGGUUAUUCUACCAACAAAAAGAAGAGAUCUUUUUACUGGACUUCGGAAACCAGCCAAAGGUUUACUGCUCUUUGGACCACCUGGCACUGGGAAAACCCUGUUAGCUAAAGCAGUUGCUUCCGAAUCAGAGGCGACCUUUUUUAAUGUUUCUGCUUCUUCACUGACAUCAAAGUGGGUGGGAGAGGGCGAAAAGCUUGUCCGUACUCUUUUUCAGGUUGCCAUUUCCAGGCAGCCAUCAGUUAUUUUCAUUGAUGAGAUUGAUAGUAUAAUGUCAACAAGAACGGAGAAUGAGAAUGAAGCAAGUAGAAGGUUGAAGUCGGAGUUUCUAGUUCAGUUUGAUGGGGUAGCAUCAAAUUCUAGUGAUUUAGUUACUGUCAUUGGUGCAACCAAUAAACCCCAAGAAUUGGAUGACGCAGUUCUUAGACGACUGGUAAAGAGAAUCUACAUACCUUUGCCAGAUGCAAAUGCUAGGAGAGUUCUUCUGAAGCAUAAGCUCAAGGGUCAAGCAUUUUCUUUGCCUGAUAGAGAUGUAGAGAGACUUGUGGCUGAAACUGAUGGUUAUUCCGGAAGCGACCUGCAAGCUUUGUGUGAAGAAGCUGCAAUGAUGCCAAUCAGAGAGCUAGGUGCAGACAUUCUCACAGUCCAGGCAAAUCAGGUUAGGCGAUUAAGAUAUGGUGAUUUUCAGAAGGCAAUGACUAUUAUCAAGCCUAGCUUGCAGAGAAACAAGUGGGCUGAACUCGAAAGGUGGAAUCGAGAAUUUGGCUCCAACUAGUGUAAUAUUGCUCCACAUAGACUGACUGCAUGCAUCAAGAUUUUCCAUAUUGAAAAACAAUUAUUCGUGAAUAUUAUGAUCUUGGAAGAUUCAGUGAUUGAGACCAUGUGAAAAGGUUAAUAAAGUCAAUUAUAAUUUGUACA
Molecule: messenger RNA, 1772 nt
Organism: Salvia hispanica
Lineage: Eukaryota; Viridiplantae; Streptophyta; Magnoliopsida; Lamiales; Lamiaceae
Cellular component (GO): microtubule cytoskeleton
Molecular function (GO): ATP binding; ATP hydrolysis activity
Source: RefSeq, a predicted model, not a curated record